AUGUAUCAAAAAAGUUUAAAUAAUCAACUAGAAGAUUAUUUACAGGAAUCUGAUCCAUUUUGGGAGCCAUUAGAAGAUUUAUUUAUUGGGAUAGCACCAGCGUUUCUACGUGCGUUAGCUUAUCGUCUGGAUGUAGAUGAAGAAGUAAAAAUUAUGGAUUUCAUUGGCGAUGAGUUAGGAACUAUUAAUGUAAAAUUAAUACCUUGUUCGGCAUCUAAUUCGAAAUCCCCGUUACCGUCCGAUAGUACUUCAAACAAAAAAGAUGAUGUAACGUUUAUUGAAGACCCUAGACAAUUGAUUGGGAAACCAUACAGUUUCAAG
Molecule: messenger RNA, 321 nt
Organism: Schistosoma turkestanicum
Lineage: Eukaryota; Metazoa; Platyhelminthes; Trematoda; Strigeidida; Schistosomatidae
Source: the annotation of a GenBank genome assembly